Tripterygium wilfordii is the source of this 955-nucleotide messenger RNA. Its product is annotated as protein LURP-one-related 7. The record is from RefSeq and is a predicted model, not a curated record. The transcript is spliced from 3 exons. Lineage: Eukaryota; Viridiplantae; Streptophyta; Magnoliopsida; Celastrales; Celastraceae. Bases 196 to 801 code for a protein of 201 amino acids.
ACCAACGGAGGGUGGGUUUGCCCUUUGCCACUCACUCUCAACUUCCAAAGCUGGUCGGCGACGUCUUCCCGGGAAAGAUUUGACCCUUCCUCUGGAAUCCAAUUCUUAUCUCUCUAUAAUAUCAAUUUGAGAAAUUGAAAACGCACGAAUAAAGUCAUUAUUAUUUUGUGAGAUAAUUGAUUUAGUUUUUCUUCCAUGGCUUCUACGGUCGCGAUACAUCCGGCGGAGAAUUCGCAAAUCCCAGUGGAUCUGUUCGUGUCCAGGAAACAUCCCGACCUUACACGUGGUGAUCUGGGGUUCGCUGAUUCUUCUGGUAAUAUUGUUUUCAGGGUAAGCCUUGAAUCUCGUCGUCGUAGAUCAUCGUCCUCGUCCUCGUGUUCGGCUCCUAAAAGAGUGUUGCUUGAUGCGGCGGGAGUUCCUCUUAUUUCCAUGUACCGUCACCAGAAUGGAUCUUGGCAAGGGUAUAAGGGAAAUGGCGGCUGUGGUGGCGAAGACAAAGAAAAGGACUUGAUAUUUAGAGUGGAGAGGAAAGUGAAGACUCUUACCCGGAUUGAAUUGAAGGUAUUCCUUGUUGGAGGAAACUCAACAUGUGAGUUAAGGAUAAAAGGUUGCCCUUUCCAAAGAUCUUGCACCAUCUAUACAGGUGACUCCAUUCAGUCCAUUGUAGCCCAGAGCAAUCUCAUGUACAAGCUUCAUCAAGUGUUUGUUAAGAGGAGUGAAUUUCGAGUGACCAUAUUUCCUGGGAAUGAUCAUGCUUUAGUUGCUGCUUUGAUUCUAGUAUUCUUGGAUGGACAUAUGUAAUGGAACUUACGAGAGGUCAUUGUGCAUUUGUUCCAUUGUUUCAGGGUAAAUUCACUUCUGUAUUGUCCCUCUUGGUUUAGAAACUUAUAAUUUAAACAGGAACGUGAUACUUAUUAAUGACAAGCAAGAUGAGAUGUGCCCCUGUAAUUUUUCA